Molecule: messenger RNA, 1913 nt
Organism: Lindgomyces ingoldianus
Lineage: Eukaryota; Fungi; Ascomycota; Dothideomycetes; Pleosporales; Lindgomycetaceae
Product: uracil permease
Exons: 6
Coding region: 218-1858 (546 amino acids)
Biological process (GO): nucleobase transport; transmembrane transport
Cellular component (GO): plasma membrane
Molecular function (GO): nucleobase transmembrane transporter activity
Source: RefSeq, a predicted model, not a curated record
CUUAUCUUACCGACGAACAUGGACUGUGGAGCUUGGCCGCGAUAGCACUUGUAUGAUAGUUCGACAGACAACUUCCCAAGACGGUGGGACGGAUCCAUUCUUGUGCGACUUACAACCUACAAAAGGUCGUCGGUUUCCACCUGCAUAGAGAAAGAAUCGUGAACGAAACUCCACCCACGCUAGUCCCGUUUGGGUCUUUUGGCGGUUAACGUUCACCAUGCCAGUGUUUGAGCGCCCGCAUCUCAAGGUCGAGCAGCCAAAGUCGGCGUUUGCGGAGGGGAAUGCGCGAUGGACCAACAAAGAUUUAGACCCCGUACCUCGACAUGCAAGGAAAUGGGGGGUGACCUCAAUCAUAGCAUAUUGGAUAUCUGAUGCUUUCAACGCUGCCACCUGGCAAUUCGCCUCGGGCAUCAUUGCCAUUGGCCUUACAUGGAGAGAAUCUCUCGGGGUCGUAGCCCUUGGCUUCUUCAUCAUUUCCUUCGUUAUUGCGCUGAAUGGCGCUACUGGAGUUAUUCACCACGCACCAUUCCCCGUCCUAGCUCGUGCCUCCUGGGGCUUUUGGGGCUCCUACAUCGCCAUCAUCUCACGCGCCAUCCUCGCCAUCUUCUGGUUCGCCAUCCAAACCAUGAACGGCGCCAACACAAUCCGUGUCAUGCUAGGCGCCAUCUGGCCCUCCUUUCUCACUCUCCCAAACCAUAUCCCCGCGUCUCAAGGCAUUGAGACCAAUACCAUGGUCUGUUUUUUCUUGUUCUGGCUGAUCCAGAUUCCUUUUUUGUACAUGCAUCCGAACAAUUUGCGGUGGUUGUUCAUGGUGAAGAGUGUUAUUGUGCCGAUUGCCUGGGUCGCAAUCCUGAUCUGGGCGUUUGUGGCGACAGAGGGGGGAAGUCUGUUUGAUCAGAAAGCGACGAUUCAUGGGAGUGCGUAUUCAUGGGCCUUUUUGUCCUCGCUCACCUCAGUUAUUGGGAAUUAUGCUACACUUUCUGUGAAUCAAGCCGAUUUCUCCCGCUACUCCCGCGUCUCCGUAAAAUGGCAACUCCUCUACGUCCCCAUGCUCCCCAUAAUAUUCACCUUCAUCUCCUUCAUUGGCAUCGCCGCCUCCUCCGCCGGCGCCGUCCGUUACGGCACCCUGCAGUGGGACCCCAUGGCUCUCAUCGCUAACUGGACCUCCCGGUCCUGUCGUUUCUUUGCUGCAUUCUCAUUCGCCCUCGCCGCCCUCGGAGUCAACAUCUCUGCUAACUCCCUCUCGGCUGCUAACGACCUCACAGCGCUAUUCCCGCAAUACGUUAAUAUUAGAAGAGGCCAGCUGCUGUGCGCAGUGAUAUGCUGGGCGCUUGUACCAUGGAAGAUUUUGGCAUCCGCAGGAAGUUUUCUUAAUUUCAUGGCGGCGUAUGCGGUUUUCCUUGGGCCUAUUGCUGCGAUCAUGGUCUGGGAUUUCUGGUUGAUCCACCACCGCAAAUACAACACCCUCGCACUGUACCAACCGCACUCUAUCUACCGCUAUACCGGCGGCGUCAACUUCCGCGCCGUCAUCGCAUUUCUCGUUGGCGUCGCCCCUAACCUCCCGGGUUUUAUCAAUUCGAUUAAUAGCAACAUCGACGUUGGUGUGGGAGUCCAUCCGUACCAGUUUGGCUGGCUGCUUGGGUUUGUGGGAACGAGUAUUGUGUAUGUGGGUUUGGCGUAUGCGUUCCCGCCCAAGGAGUCGAUGAUUGAUAAGGCGGUGUUGCCAGAUCAGGUAUAUGAAGAGCAGGGGUAUGAUAUUGAGGGUGUUUCUAUGGAGGGAAGUGGGGGUGAGGAGGACGGGAGAGAGAAUAGGGGUGAGAAGAGGGGUUUUAAGGCUUGGGCCGAGAGAAUGCUGUAGGUGGAAAGAGGGGAGGCGGAUGGCGGUGGGGAGUUGGUAUAGGGCUAUAUCUUGA